This is a messenger RNA of Letharia lupina, 1806 nucleotides long. RefSeq lists its product as uncharacterized. Lineage: Eukaryota; Fungi; Ascomycota; Lecanoromycetes; Lecanorales; Parmeliaceae. The transcript is spliced from 4 exons. The record is from RefSeq and is a predicted model, not a curated record. The coding region runs from base 1 to 1806 and encodes 601 amino acids.
AUGACCCUACCCAAAAAGAACCUGUUGCCGACCUGGCUGGCAUUUGCUCGUCGUGGACGGGUAUACGCAUCACUCGAUGCCGACUCAGAGCCCAGUACAUUGGAGAUGUCAAACUUCAGCGAGUCAGCAUCAAUUCCCGGACAUAACUCUUCCUCCUCGACAAACCUCAAUCAGUAUGCUUCGAACAAAGACCUCAACAAAGUAUUGCCCAGGCCACCGAUGUUCUCCAGUCUGUGUACCCGUCAGUAUUAUGUUUUUUUGGUGUCGAGCGAAUUCUUAGACGGGGCACCGUUCAAUGCGCCUCAAAUGGAUGAUUCGAGUGCGACGACUAUUUUGCAGGACUACCAAAACAACCAGACGUCGUUGCUUAAACUCGAGAAUAAAGCAUGUGUCGAGGUUUACACAGCGCCAAUCAUCUCCGCGAAUUCCGACUUAGUUCUGGUCUCUACCUAUUCAGACUCCAACAACUCUCUAAUCUACUGCGAUUACAGUCAAGACUCGCAGUUGGUUGAGGGUAGCUAUCAGCGUUACGAGAUUUGUUCUUUGCCCCUACUAAGGAAUUGCGAUCCUUCCGGUGUUAUCGCUAAUGGUCACAACUGGUCAAUCGACGCAUCUGACACACAUGGAGCAAACGAUUAUACUCCAACGGGGACUUCACAGGUCAACGAAACGAGCAUUCAAUACUGUCUUAGCAAGGGCGUAGAGGAGCAUUGCAAGCUACAAUUCAGUCUAGCGAUCAUGAUUGUCGUCAUCAUAUGCAAUCUGAUAAAGACUAUUUGCAUGAGCAUAAUUGCAUGGAAGCAAGACCCUGAGCCACUAGUGACUCUUGGUGACGCAAUUGCCUCAUUCCUCGACCGGCCCGACAUGACGACUGAAGGAAAUUGCAUAGUCGGGAAGACUCGGUUCGAGGACAGCAAAUCUUGGCACUUGCUUCUCUCCACUUGGGAUCCGAAAGGAUUACGUUGGUUUCGAGCUGCCAGCCAAAGAAGAUGGCUCGUUUGUAAUAUUCUAUGUAUCUCGACUCUCAUAGUUGCCUGCGCCCUCCUAAGCUUAGGCCUUAACAACCCUCGACUAACCAGCCGGUCCAUCUCUCACCUCUGGUCGCUCGGUUUCGGCAAUGUCAACUCUGAAGCCUUGAUCAUCAUGAACAACAGCCAAGACUUGUCAGGCCCUGCUGGCGUCAUCUUCACAGUUCUAGUUGCGAAUUCGCCUCAAAUCCUCCUUUCCUUCCUAUACUUCGCUUACAAUGGACUUUUCACCUGCAUGUUACUCGCCGACGAAUGGAGCGCAUACGCAUCCAAAAGAAGAUUCCUAAGAGUCACAUCACCAACAGGAGGGCAGCGAAGCACCUAUCGGUUGCAACUACCCUACCGUUACGGUAUUCCACUCCUCAUAGGCUCGAGUGCGCUACACUGGUUCGUCUCGCAAUCCAUCUUCCUUGCCCGUGUUAACGUUCUCGAUUCCGCCGGGGUUGAAGUCAUUGGUGAUGGAGUCUCGACUUGCGGCUACUCGCCGAUUGCCUUGAUCUUUGUUAUCAUUCUCGGAUCUAUUGUUGUACUGCUGGGCAUUGCUUUUGGCUUUCGAAAGGCUCGGGUCGGGAUGCCUCAUGCCGGUAGCUGUAGUGCUGUGAUCAGUGCAGCUUGUCAUCCACCGGAGGCAGACGUGGAUGCGUCGUCGAAGCGCGUUAUGUGGGGCGUGGUGGCUAAGGAAAGCUUCAAGUAUCGGGGCAAGAGUGUUGGCCAUUGCUCCUUUACCAGUCUCAAGGUGGAGGCGCCCAUCGUGGGAGAACGGUACGCUGGGCAAUAG